UUGGGAUUUUGUGACCAGAGAAUAAACCUGAUCGGGACUCUAGCGGGCUAGAUUUUCAGAAACCAAACAUUAAGAGUUUAGCCAACAACACGCCAAUCUAUAAACCUCGUAUUAUCCAGGAGGUGACGGUUUCCGAUGACGUCAUUUAUCGGGACAACAUCCCUCGUUCCAAGGAUAUCAGUACAGUCUGAACAGUCUGAACUGAUUUGGAGGAACGGUCUUUAAGUGUUUAGCUGUUUUCUCGAAUCAAUUCGUCGUAGAGAAAUAUUAUAUUCAGAGCAUUAUAACACGGAAAAUAAAUAUGUUAUAAUCAUUUGUGGUGAAGAACUAACGUUUGUAAGAAAAAGAAAAAAAUACAAAGCAUCUCGUGGAUACGCAACAAGCGUCAAUGCGCGAGAUACACAUCGAUUUCACCGGGAAAACAUGAGUGACGGAAAGAAUACAGUGAACAAUGUAAGCUCCAUGGAUAGUAAUGGGCUUCGAGUGCAAUAUCAAUAUUUUUUUAGGACAGAUGUACGACGGAAAACAAAGGACAUGGCACACCUGUAGAUAUGAAAUGCCGGACUAGUGGAAAUUGAAGAGUAGAAAAUAAUAAGCAGAAGGCUGUAGUGCAGAAGCUAGAGAAAGAAUUGAUCAGUACUUAGUACCAUACCACGCAGGAGUAAAUAAGGAUAAUGAGUCACGCUCAGCAGCAUGUACUUGCAAGCGCAAUAGUUUUGGCUCUAAUAGUGGUUGUUGGUAUCCAUGUCUUCCUGUUUCCCAUGUACACAUCCAACCCACCAGCACGCCAUGUAAAGAUUUCAACGUAUGAACAAGCUCUUUGUCGUACCACGUUAAAGAAUAUCAGAGUACCACCGGAAUGGAGAAACCCUUGUCCUAAAUAUGGAAUAGUUUCUGCUGUCCAAGGUGGUAGGCUUGGAAAUCAAAUUUGGGAAUAUGCUUCUGUAUGGGCUACUGCUAGAAGAACUGGUUUAGAGCCAUUCAUGCCACGUUGCAUAUUGAAAACUCUUGAGGAAUACUUUGAAAAUCUUAGCAUUCCACCGCUCAGUUACAUUGGAUGGUGCAGUUUAGAUGUUAGUCAAGUUGUUAAUUCUCUUGGGCAAUGGAACAGCACAGAGCAAAACAUUAUCAUACCGAGACAUGCAGCUUACUGGUCUCUAAUCUUGGUGUGGUUGGAUGAUGUACGAAGAGAAUUUACAUUUAAGCCAAAUUUAAGAGCUUACGCAGAAAGGGUAUUGAAAGAAGUAGCAGAAGAAUUUUAUUUGUCUGAACCAACAUUUGUAAGCAUACAUGUACGAAGAACCGAUUAUGUAGACUAUCUAUGGCAGAAGUUGAAAAUUAGGCCAGCACCUGUUAGCUAUUAUUUUGCAGCAAUGGAUUACUUCGUCGGCAAGUAUAAUAAUGUAGUAUUUGUAGUAACUAGUGAUAAUAUAGUUUGGUGUAAGUAUAAUUUAUAUAGUAAACGACAUAGAAUCAAAUUCGUAUCCGAUGUGGAUGCAAAAGGUCCGGGCAAAGAUCUUGCAGUUUUAUCAGCAUGUAAUCACAGUAUUAUAGACUAUGGUACAUACGGUUCGUUUGGCGCUAUCUUGGCCGCGGGUGAAACUGUAGUAUACAAUGUAACGACAUACUUUUCGACGUUGAUUGCCGAAGUUUUGCCAAACUGGAGAAUAAUGAGUUAAACAAAAAUCAAAAAGAGAGAAAACACAUUUUAUAUAUACUUUAUUCAAAAUAUUUUUUAUACCAAAUCAAACAAUGAUUUUGUUCAAUUUUCGAACGCGAGAAUUAUAUUCACUAUUACUUCAAAAUUAAAACUGCUCAACAAUUAAAUUUUUUAUACUAUCUUUUAUUAGAAAAAAACAUUCAUUUAUUACUAACUUUUGCAAAAUUAACGUUUCUUAAAAUAUUUUAUUUGUUAUUUCGAUAUACACACAGUACAUCAUUAAGAUGUUUAUUAUGUCGUUAUAUCUCUUCAAAAAUUGUUAAAACAGAAAAAAAAACUAAAUGAAAGUGUAGCAUUAUAAUCACAAAAUUUAUAUCAAAAUAAUAUAAGUAUGAUGCUGAUAAAUUGCUUAGAAACAGUGUGCAUAAGUUUUCACUCGAUUAUAGCACUGUUAGAUAAAAUUUAUAAACCAGUGCACCUUUGAUGGUAGUAAGAGAAUUAAAAUAUUUUAAAGAGUAUAUAAAAACCUAAUAUAGUAGAAGAAUACAACGGAACAAUGGACCACUAAUGUCUAAAAUUAAAACAGAUGCUUAUUUUUUUUACUACUGUAAUUCGUAUUCAUGAGGCCAAGAAAAACUGAAUAGAUUCGAUAUUCUUUUAACAUAAUGAACCAAUGAACUGAGCCUAAUUUAAAAAUUCACAAGAAAGCUUUACAGUGGUCGGAAUUAAAUACGAAAAUCUUUUGAUGGGCAUAUUAUUUUUAAAAUCAUGAUUACACAAUAAUCGGGAAACAAAAAUAGUUAAAUUAAAAUGUAUUAUUAUACGUUGAAUUCGUCUUUCAUAUAAAGUUACAAUCGAACUUGCAGAUAUAGAAAAGAAAUAUAGUAACAACCUAUAUAACUCUUAUAAUGUACAAUGAUUUUAACUGUGAUUCUAUUUCUUAUUGUGCCAAAUUCUUAAUAUACAUAUAAAAAAAGAAUAUAUAUAUAUGAAUAUAAUAAACAUAUAUGUGUGUACGAAUAAUACACAAUUUAUACGCGUGUAUACAGUAUCGAACAUGGUAGGCUUCUCUAGAGAAAAUGCCAUUACAGGAGAAGCAGAAAUUCUCAAAACCCCAAUUUUGACGAUAUUAAUAUUUAAAGUUAUUUAGAAAACAAAAUUAUGUAAUAUUUAAUUGUUAAAUAUAAUAAAAUUUGAUAUAUAACUGAAAAGUAUGAAUAACAAAGUAAAUACUAAUUCAAAUUUUCCCGCGUGGGGGAAUGCUCGUGGGCCGUCACAGGUCUAUAUAUACAAGGCCCCCCACUAUACAAUGUCAGUCUCCUCGGAACCGUCCGAGAGGAUGGCCGAGAUCCUGGAGAAGGAGAUCCUUACGGUAAGGCCCAUCCACCCCGGAAAUUCACGGGGGAGGGGGUAUCGCCAUUUUUCGUGGGUAAGCCUACUGCUCGAUGCUGUACACACACAUAUAUAAUAAAAUUGUAUCUAUACAAGGUAUUAUAUAAUGUUUUCAAACUUUAAAAAAAUAAGUUAUUUCCUCAAA
Molecule: messenger RNA, 3197 nt
Organism: Osmia lignaria (orchard mason bee)
Lineage: Eukaryota; Metazoa; Arthropoda; Insecta; Hymenoptera; Megachilidae
Product: galactoside 2-alpha-L-fucosyltransferase Sec1
Biological process (GO): carbohydrate metabolic process
Cellular component (GO): membrane
Molecular function (GO): galactoside 2-alpha-L-fucosyltransferase activity
Source: RefSeq, a predicted model, not a curated record